Sparassis crispa is the source of this 1422-nucleotide messenger RNA. Its product is annotated as Probable acid phosphatase. The coding region runs from base 1 to 1422 and encodes 473 amino acids. Lineage: Eukaryota; Fungi; Basidiomycota; Agaricomycetes; Polyporales; Sparassidaceae. The record is from RefSeq and is a predicted model, not a curated record. The transcript has 12 exons. Gene Ontology annotation, molecular function: phosphatase activity. Gene Ontology annotation, biological process: dephosphorylation.
AUGCGCAGCGAGGACAGCGCGUGGCAGAAUGCUAGCGCGUCGUUCAACACAGAGACUUCGGGCAUUGGCCAUGUCCCGCUCGACGUCGACGGGUAUGCUAUUGCACCGCCGGAACUCGAGCUACAGCAGGUACACAUCUACAUGAGACACGGUGAGCGAACGCCAGUACGUGUGCGCAUGGCGGAGCCACCCGCAUCCAUACCCGAGCACUGGCUAUUUUGCAACGCUGCCCACCAGUUCCGCGCCGCUGUCGCCAGUGGCAGCAACCAGACGCCCGAACUGCCCAGAGUGGCUGGACAGGAAGGGGGAGAGACUGACGAGACGCUGCAGACGCGACGCGUCGUGGAGCGAGGCGAUGGGACCGUUGUGAUGGGCGAAUGUCUGCUGGGUGAAUUGACCGACAUCGGAAGACAGUCGACGUACAACUACGGACGCGCGCUGAGGCAGCUCUACGUUAAUCGGUUAAGUUUCCUACCCGACAUCGCCAAGUCCAAUGACGAGGCUUACUUCCGCUCGACGAACGUGCCGCGGACGAUCGAAUCGCUGCAGCACGUCAUGCAUGGCUUGUAUCCCGCGUCCAAGUCCUCAAACGACUUCGUUCCGCAAAUCAAGAUACGUAAUGCGAAGGAAGAAAACCUCUUCGGGAACACGAACGCGUGCAAACGGCUCGAGGUGCUUAUUGUCAGCUAUGCGAAAGCAGCCGCUACGGCAUGGAAUACCAGCCUCGAACCGCUCGACAAGAAAAUCUCGAAGUACAUCAACGGGAACCCUAUCAGGCUCGACGGACAGCCGCGCGCGUCUGGCGUUCUCGACACUAUCAAUGCGUGUGCGGCGCACGGCAUACCCUAUCCCCCGGAAUUCAAGGAGAACGGUGUGAAGGAUCUCAUUGAGAAAGCCGUCGUACACGAAUGGUUCGCAGCAGACAAGUCCGAGGAAGUGAGGAGACUGGGCAUGGGCCCUCUGUUGAGCGAUAUGACGGGCAAGAUGCGGACGAAGGCGGAGCGCGGCGCACAGGACCCGCUCAAGAUCCUCGUGCACAGCACGCACGAUACGUGUCUCGCCGCGCUGUGCAACACUCUCGACGUGUAUGACGAGAAAUGGCCGGCUUUUUCGUCAGCACUUACGUUCGAGCUCUUCCGAAGGCGAGAGAGCGUUACGAAGCAGUCGCAACCGCAGCCACCAACAUCAACCUGGCAGAACGUCCUCGGGCUCUUCCACCGUCCUCAGCCCGAGAACGAGCAUUACGUCCGCGUGCGGUACCAGAACAAAGACCUCGCGCUACCGCUGUGCGCGCAAGACGGCAAGCACCUCCCUGGCUCACCCGAGUUUUGCACCUUCGCUGCGUUCCGCGAGCGCGUGCGGGAGCUGACGCCAACAAACUGGGAGUCAGAAUGCGCCGUGCCUUCUGCCCGGUCAUCCUAG